AUGGCUACAAACGGUGUGCAAGGUGAGUCCAAGGGCUCUGUUGAACUCUGGAGACAUCCUCGUCCCGAGACGACAGAAUUUUACGCUUUCCAGCAGCACGUCGCAAACAAGUUCGGCGUCUCUACCGCCUCUUACCAUGACAUUUGGCAAUGGAGCGUCGACCACCCCAGUGCUUUCUGGGAAGAGCUCUGGCACUAUACCGGUAUAAUAGCAAACAAGCAGUAUGAUUCUGUUCUGGAUGAAUCGGCUCCAAUGUUCCCCAAGCCCACCUUCUUCCCCGGCUGCGAAUUGAAUUUCGCUGAGAACCUCCUGUUCCCUCACUCGAAUCCCCCCGAGGAUGCUCUUGCUAUUAUUGCAGCCACUGAGAACACUCGCGAGCAGGUGACGUGGUCAGAGCUGCGAGAGCGGGUUCGGAAAUGCGCUGCGGCAAUGGAAAGACACGGGCUCAAGAAAGGGGACAGAGUCGCGGGUUAUCUGGCCAACCACUCGAACUCAGUGGUUGCUAUGCUGGCGGCGACCUCUCUGGGUGCAAUAUGGUCGGGUGUCAGUCCUGAUACGGGCGUACACGCCGUUCUCGACAGACUUCGUCAAAUUGAACCUGUAAUCCUAUUUGCCGACAAUGCGGUCACAUACAAUGGGAAGGUCCAUGAGACCCAUGCCAAAGUAUCGCAAGUUAUCUCAGAGUUACCUUCAGUCAAGAACCUUGUCAUUUUCGAAAGCAUCCCUGGCCACCAUUUUGACAUCUCAUCUAUAAACGGACACCCACGCAAAGUCGUGGAGACAUAUUCUUCCUUUCUGGCCAAGGGCGACGUAUCAAGACCGCUCCGCUUUACGUAUCUUUCGCCAGACCAUCCUGUCUACAUCCUGUACUCUUCCGGCACCACUGGCGUCCCCAAGCCUAUUGUGCACGCUUCGCUCGGGACUCUCCUGCAACACAAGAAAGAACACCAGAUCCACUGUGAUGUCAAACCUCUGGAGAAAGUAUUCUACUUUUCUACCGUGACAUGGAUGAUGUGGCACUGGCUUGUGUCGGGCUUGGCUAGUGGAGCGACCAUCGUGCUGUACGAUGGCUCUCCAUUCCACCCGCACAAAGAGAUGAGCAUGCCGCUUUUGAUCGAUGAGCUUGAGAUCAACCACUUCGGCACAUCCGCUAAGUACCUGUCCAUCUUGGAACAGUCCCAGACACUACCCAGGGAGGCAUCUCCCCAGAGAGCCACUCUCGACUCUCUGAAAUCUAUCUUCUCUACUGGCUCGCCUCUAGCGCCUAGUACUUUCGAAUACGUCUACAAAAGCCUGUCCCCUCCAGCCCCUCACCCAGGAAUACUUCUUGGGUCUAUUACAGGAGGGACGGACAUCAUCUCCCUGUUCGGCGCUCCUUGUCCGAUAUUGCCCGUCCACUCUGGUGAGAUCCAAUGCCGCGGCCUCGGUAUGGCGAUCAAGGCCUUCUCGGCAGAUGGCCAAGAUAUAACUUCGACCGGUCAACCAGGAGAGCUUGUCUGCACUGUUCCGUUCCCUUGUCAGCCGUGCAUGUUCUGGCCGCCUGGUCCAAGUGGCGAAAAGCGAUACAAGUCGUCGUAUUUUGAAGUUUUCACUGAUCCCAAAACAGGCCAUCCGAUCUGGCACCACGGCGAUUUUGUACGCUUCAACCCUUCGACAGGUGGCAUUUGGAUGCUAGGCAGAUCCGACGGCGUACUCAACCCAAUGGGUGUCCGUUUCGGCUCUAGUGAAAUCUACAACAUCCUCCUCAAGCAUUUCAGCGCAGACGUCGAAGAUGCGCUCUGCAUCGGGCGAAAGCGCGAGCAAGACCCCGAUGAAGUUGUCGUUUUGUUCCUCAAGAUGGCGCAAGGCCAGACCUUUUCGAAUGAGUUGGUGCACAAGAUCCAGACAGUAGUGAGAAAGGAACUGAGUGCGCGUCAUGUUCCCAAGAUCGUGGACGAGUGCCCCGAGAUCCCUGUCACGACGAACGGCAAGAAAGUCGAAGGCGCGGUCAAGCAAAUUCUAUGUGGCGUGAACAUCAAAACAAGUGCAAGCGUAGCCAACAGUGGCUGUUUGGAUUGGUACCGGGAAUGGGCGAAAACGCAUUAG
Molecule: messenger RNA, 2085 nt
Organism: Fonsecaea multimorphosa CBS 102226
Lineage: Eukaryota; Fungi; Ascomycota; Eurotiomycetes; Chaetothyriales; Herpotrichiellaceae
Exons: 3
Coding region: 1-2085 (694 amino acids)
Biological process (GO): lipid metabolic process
Cellular component (GO): cytosol
Molecular function (GO): acetoacetate-CoA ligase activity
Source: RefSeq, a predicted model, not a curated record